Molecule: messenger RNA, 2263 nt
Organism: Phragmites australis (common reed)
Lineage: Eukaryota; Viridiplantae; Streptophyta; Magnoliopsida; Poales; Poaceae
Exons: 7
Coding region: 87-2009 (640 amino acids)
Biological process (GO): mitochondrion organization
Cellular component (GO): mitochondrion
Molecular function (GO): ATP hydrolysis activity; ATP binding; zinc ion binding
Source: RefSeq, a predicted model, not a curated record
GUUUUGAUCGAGACGGCGAGGCUAGCCACCCAGCCAGCCUUAAACCCUACUCGCCCAAAACCACGAGCCGACCCCGCGACGCCACCAUGGCCGCUGCCGCCGCCGCCGCCAUCUCCGCGGGGGCCGCCAUCGUGCUCUGCUCCGAGCGGGCCCACGCCGAGGGGGGAGGUCCCACCUUCCGCUUUCCCGGCUUCUCCUCCCCCGCACCUCCCCACGCUGCGCCGCCGCCGCCGCCGUCCCCCGCGCCGGAGGCCGAACGGCGCGCGGAGGCCCCAGAGGAGGCGCCCAGGGUCUCGAAUCAUUACCCUCGCACAAGCGCGCCGGGGUUCGAUCCCGCACCGCUGGAGCGCGGGGUCGAGGCGAUAGAUAAGCUCAAGAAAUCGCCGGACCCCAAAAAGUUGUUUGAGCUGAUGAAGAAGCAGGAGGAGACGCGCCAGCAGGAGAUUGCUGCAAAGAAGGUCGAGUUACAGAAGGGGUUGGCCGAGCUCGAGCUUGAGAUGAAGAGGACAGAUUAUGAUGAGAGGAAAAAACUUGCGCAACAGCGAGCUCAUAUACAGUCACAGAUGGCUCGAUAUGAGGAUGAACUAGCAAGAAAGCGAAUGCAUGCGGAGCAUGAGGCCCAGAGGGUGAGGAACCAGGAGCUCGUGAAGAUGCAGGAGGAAUCUGCAAUUAAGCAAGAACAGAUACGACGUGCGACUGAGGAGCAAAUCCAGGCACAACGAAGAAAGACAGAGCAGGAAAAGGCAGAUAUAGAGAGGGAGACUAACAGGUUGAAAGCCUUUGCAGAUGCAAAGGCGAAAGCACAUGAAAAGAAACUAUCAGAAGAACUGGACAGGCGAAUGUUAAUAGAGCGGGCAAAUGCUGAGAGGGAGAAAUGGGUCCAAGUGAUCAAUACAACCUUUGAGCAUAUAGGAGGUGGUUUGCGGACAAUAUUAACUGAUCAGAACAAGCUAGUUGUAGCAGUGGGAGGUGCAACAGCACUUGCUGCGGGGAUAUACACAACGAGGGAAGGUGCAAGAGUAGUCUGGGGCUAUGUUGACCGUAUUCUAGGUCAGCCAUCACUUAUAAGGGAGUCAUCACGAGGGAGGUAUCCAUGGUCUGGUGCCUUCUCACGUGGUAUGACUACUAUGACUAGCAAACUGAAGAAUGGAAGCAACUCAGGGAAGAAUGGGAAUGGGUUUGGUGAUGUUAUUCUAAAUCCUUCUCUCCAGAAGAGAGUGCAGCAGCUUGCUAAUGCCACAGCCAACACAAAACUUCAUCAAGCUCCUUUCAGGAACAUGCUUUUCUAUGGGCCUCCAGGCACAGGGAAAACGAUGGCAGCAAGAGAACUAGCUCGCAAAUCUGGAUUAGAUUAUGCACUAAUGACUGGUGGAGAUGUUGCACCAUUGGGAUCACAAGCAGUCACCAAGAUUCAUCAGUUGUUUGACUGGGCAAAGAAAUCUAAUAGGGGUUUGCUCCUCUUCAUUGACGAAGCUGAUGCUUUCUUGUGCGAACGGAACAAGACCUACAUGAGUGAAGCUCAAAGGAGUGCCCUGAAUGCUCUCCUUUUCCGCACAGGCGACCAAUCCAAGGACAUUGUCCUUGCACUUGCCACCAACAGGCCCGGUGACCUUGACUCUGCUGUUGCUGACCGUAUCGAUGAGGUCCUUGAAUUUCCCCUUCCUGGGGAAGAUGAGCGAUUCAAGCUUCUGAAGCUAUACCUGGACAAAUACAUAGUCAAAGCUGGUGACAAGCAUGAGAAGAGCUGGCUCAGGUUCUUCCGCCGCCAGCCUCAGAAGAUAGAGGUGAAAGGCGUCACCGAUGACUUGGUACGGGAGGCAGCUGCCAAGACCCAGGGUUUCUCUGGAAGAGAGAUCGCCAAGCUGAUGGCGGGUGUGCAGGCCGCUGUGUAUGGAAGCAAGGACUGCGAGCUCACUCCAGGCCUGUUCCGUGAGGUCGUGGAUUACAAAGUCGCCGAGCACCAGCAGAGGAGAAGAUUAGCUGGUGAUGAGCCGAAGCAGAAUGCUUAGGAUGACCAUUUUUGCUUUCCCCUCUUCUACUGUAGGCAUUUACUCUAUUUGUUUCCGAGUAGAUGGCCUCGACGGAGCAGGCGUUUAUCUGCUUCGUGGUCGUUAUUCUUUUGCUGCAGUCCUCACCCCUCUAGGGGUCUUUGGUGGUAGGCGAUGAUAAGAGAAAAGGAUUACAUUAAGAGAAAAGGAUUACAUUUAUCGACGGUAACCUGAUACAGGGUCAUACUCAACAAGCUGGCCGUUUUGAUGCACGA